UUUUUGCAACAAAAUCAUGUUCUUUGCAACUAUUGAGAGAAUAAACAGAAACACGAUCUCAGAUUGAAAAACCAAGAAAUAUUUAAAGCAGCCCUUCGUCUAAUUUGGUUGACUCCGUUGAUUCUUUAAGUCCCUUUUUCUCUCUCUCUCUAGACUUCACCGGAGGUGGAAGUGUCAUGCGGUGGAGAAGAUGCAGUGAGAGAGUUAACAAGAACUUGAAGGGAGUUAGAAUUACUGAUCGCAUUUUCUGAUGGAUGUUCAGAGGAUUUGCUUAUGGGCUGCUUUAAUGCUUUUCCUAAGCAAUUACGGUGGAGUGUGGGCUGGUGACAUUGUUCAUGAUGAUGAUUUGGCUCCCAAGAAGCCCGGUUGCGAGAAUGAUUUUGUGCUCGUAAAAGUUCAAACUUGGGUUGAUGGCGUAGAAGAUGUGGAAUUUGUUGGUGUCGGUGCUAGAUUUGGUAAGACCAUAGUAUCGAAAGAGAAAAAUGCUAAUCAAACUCGCCUGGCUCUAUCGGACCCUCAGGAUUGCUGCAGUCCUCCCAAGAAAAAGUUUCUUGGAGAUGUCGUGAUGGUGGACCGCGGAAAGUGCAAAUUUACAGUGAAGGCGAAUUUUGCUGAAGCUGCUGGAGCUUCAGCAGUCCUCAUUAUUAAUAACCAGAAAGAACUUUACAAGAUGGUUUGUGAGCCUGACGAGACUGAUCUAGAUAUACAGAUCCCUGCUGUCAUGCUCCCCCAAGAUGCUGGUGCUACAUUGCAAAAAUUAUUAUCAAAUGGUUCGUCAGUUUCUGUACAGCUGUACUCUCCAUGGAGACCAGUGGUAGAUAUCGCCGAAGUAUUUCUAUGGUUGAUGGCUGUUGGUACAAUCUUGUGCGCCUCUUACUGGUCUGCGUGGAGUGCCAGAGAAGCAGCGAUAGAACAAGAUAAGUUCUUUAAGGAUGGUACUGAAGAAUUCCCGAGCAUUAAAAGUAGUGGUGGAAGCAGUGUGGUGGAUAUCAAUACAACAUCUGCAAUCUUGUUCAUUGUUAUCGCUUCCUGUUUCUUGAUUCUAAUUUACAAGCUAAUGUCGUACUGGUUCAUUGAACUCUUGGUUGUUCUCUUCUGCAUUGGUGGUAUAGAGGGCUUGCAGACUUGCUUGGUUGCCAUACUUUCUAGGUGGUUCAAGCAAGCUGCAGAAUCAUUCAUUAAAGUUCCCAUCUUGGGAGCCAUUUCAUACCUUACUCUAGCAGUUGCUCCAUUUUGCGUAGCUUUUGCCGUGGUUUGGGCUGUCUACAGAGAAGUCUCUUUUGCAUGGAUAGGCCAAGAUAUUCUUGGCAUUGCUCUGAUAAUUACUGUGCUUCAAAUAGUGCGGAUUCCAAAUCUUAAGGUGGGUACUGUGCUUUUGAGCUGCGCUUUCAUCUAUGAUAUCUUUUGGGUGUUCGUUUCGAAGACACUGUUCAAAGAAAGUGUGAUGAUUGUGGUAGCUCGUGGCGAUAGAAGUGGCGAGGACGGAAUCCCGAUGCUUCUGAAGAUUCCACGUCUAUUUGAUCCUUGGGGUGGUUACAGUAUCAUCGGCUUUGGAGACAUCCUCUUGCCUGGACUGCUAGUUGCAUUUUCCCUCAGGUAUGAUUGGCUAGCAAAUAAGAGCCUACGAGCUGGAUACUUUUUGUGGGCGAUGCUUGCUUAUGGAUUAGGUCUUCUCAUCACAUAUGUAGCAUUGAACUUGAUGGAUGGUCAUGGCCAACCUGCGCUUCUUUACAUUGUCCCUUUCACCCUCGGUACGUUUUUGGCUCUCGGGAGAAAACGAGGCGAUCUGAAGCUUCUGUGGACCAGAGGCGAGCCGGAGAGGAUCUGCCCUCAUGUCCGUCUCGAGUCUACUCAAGAAUCACUCUGAAAAAUAUUUAGUGAGUGUAUAAAUCAAUCACAUAUAGUGCUAAUAUUAAAUUUGAUCAGUAGAUCAACCCCUAAUUAGUCUCUCUACCUAUGGUUUGCACCUUGCUACUGUGAUUCAUGCCUCUCUAAUGUAAGCCAGGAAACACAUCUUGUAAUGUAUAUAAUAUUCCAAAUUUAUAAAUAACUAAUUCUGUCA
Salvia miltiorrhiza (redroot sage) is the source of this 2062-nucleotide messenger RNA. Its product is annotated as signal peptide peptidase-like 2. Gene Ontology annotation, cellular component: lumenal side of endoplasmic reticulum membrane; lysosomal membrane; Golgi-associated vesicle membrane. Lineage: Eukaryota; Viridiplantae; Streptophyta; Magnoliopsida; Lamiales; Lamiaceae. The transcript has 14 exons. The record is from RefSeq and is a predicted model, not a curated record. Bases 251 to 1867 code for a protein of 538 amino acids. Gene Ontology annotation, molecular function: aspartic endopeptidase activity, intramembrane cleaving. Gene Ontology annotation, biological process: membrane protein proteolysis.